Molecule: messenger RNA, 2099 nt
Organism: Drosophila erecta
Lineage: Eukaryota; Metazoa; Arthropoda; Insecta; Diptera; Drosophilidae
Exons: 3
Coding region: 38-2092 (684 amino acids)
Source: RefSeq, a predicted model, not a curated record
CUUUCAGAGUUCGUAGCGGAGAGUGCGUUUCAAUAAAAUGGGAGACGUAAAGACUAUAUUUGACAUCAUUCAUUUCGCGUACUUUCGCAUACUCGACAUUCUGAAGGAAAACUGCGAAAGGCAGAAUGGCGAUGAACCUUUGGCUCCCCUCAAAUACGCUGAUAUCUUUAAUUUUGCUGUCAGUUGCCAGAAAUUUCGGCGAAUCGUUUGGGACUGGUCUUUAUCGAUGUACCAAUCAUUAGAAAUCGACCUGCUGUAUGUUGUUCCUCACAAAAAAAUCACGGUACAGUUCGAGGAGAUUCAUAAAAGUCUGCAGGGAGCCACAAAGCAAAAAAGAGACCUGUACAUGGACACGUAUAUUAAGAGCAUGAUGGGGAAUUCACACCUUCGAGUCAUUAAACUGCAUUAUAACGAUCCGGACUACAACAUGGAGCACUCGAGUAUAUUUGAAGAAAUUGUAAUGGGAUUGCAAGGCAAGGCUAAGCGCAUUACGUUGGAUACGGAUAAAAUACCGAAAUUCAAGGAGUUAAUUGUUGAUAUCGCAUAUUACGAAAUAAGGAACCUUCAUCUUUUUCGAAAUAUUUCGAAGCUCAUCCUAACAGCGUCUUUUGCAAUAUCUGACCUUAAGAAAUUUUGCAUUAAUAACCCUUCAUUGGUUUAUUUGGAAGUGAAUCAAUGUCACUUUUCCGACUUUGGAAAGCUCUCUGAAAUCGUUCCCCACUGCCGGAACUUGAAGAAUUUAAAAUUUCUACUAGAUGAUAAUCCAUGGGAUAAUGAUUACGUCGGCCUAUCUCGAUUUAAAACGCUACGACAGUUGGAAAUUGUCACAACGACUGCAAACAUUCCAAAAUUUCAGCUGCCGGAUAAAAAUGAAGAAUGGCACAAUGAGUUCACUGGAGGAGGAGUUCACUGGUCAUCUUCAUUGCAAUCGAUUUCAAUCCUUAAGCUCCUUACGGCUUUACGUGAAAAGGAAAAGUCUACGCUAAUCAAAUUGUGCAUUGGUUUUGACAUUGACGAUCAAUUGGCACAGGCUAUUGCGAAAAUCAAAAGUCUACGAAUGUUGGAGUGCGGAUUCUGUGAUCCCAAGAGCAUUAGGCAUAUUGCACGACACCCACAAAUAAACCGAAUAAGCAUACUCAGUACGAAUCCACUAGUUAACGAUGAUAUUUCAGCUUUGGUAGAAAACAAAGUCAUUGUCUCAAAUUUGGAUUUGAAAUUUAGGUUUGAAGGAUCCGUACUUUCUUGUGAAGGGAAUGACGAAAGUUUUUGGCUUGAUAACUUAGAGCCGUUUCUGAAACUGAAAAACCUUAAAAAACUAAUAUUGCCUGUUAAAACGAUCGUAUUUAUGGAAUCCACAAUGGUCCGUUUCUUGGAGCAAGGUGUGAAGAUAAUAUGUGACGAUUGCGACAUAAGCCUGGAUCCUCAGGAGCGGACUCUUAAAAUAGAAUCCUCCCUCGAUGAUGUUUUGCCAUUUUCAUUUCCAGCGAAUCUUCGCUGCAUUAUAUUAGAAACUGAAUAUGUGCCGACAAUUCAGCAUCUUCUACAUUUAUCCAAAUCCAACUUCGAAACAUUGCAGGAAUUAGAGAUAUAUACAUCGUUUGAAAAUGACUUUAACGAACACCUUAACAAAGCCGCAGCUGAAGCUUUACCAACGCUUAAGUGUUUAAGAAAAAUCUCAUGUGGAUUUAAGAAAUUGAUUUACACUCUGCCUCUGGCUCAGCUGAAAGAUCUAGAGAGUAUUGUGGUGUUAUCGGAACACCACCCCAAGAAUGUAAGCUUAUCGAGAUGCCUAUACCCCAUUUUAAGGAACUGUAACAAGCUGAGCUUCUUUCAAAUGCGAAUUCCUGUUGAUGGAAUAACCAAAAAGUUUGUGCUAAGCCUUGAGAAAGUGGUUCUAAUGACCAGAGAUCAAGGUAUACUUGAUAUUCACAUACUCUGGAAUACACAUCAUUCACGUACACGUGAAAGGGUCAAGCAAGAAAAUGCCGCUAAAUAUUUAAAUGGCAAGCAGCUUAAAAUUAUUAAUAGGCCACUUGAACGUAUAAGGCUGACAGUUAAAAGAUUCGAAGUCGAGAUGCUUGACGAUUUCUAAAUUGCUA